This is a messenger RNA of Prorocentrum cordatum, 2109 nucleotides long. The record is from the annotation of a GenBank genome assembly. NCBI's taxonomy places the organism in Eukaryota, Dinophyceae, Prorocentrales, Prorocentraceae.
AGCCAUUUUGGCUCAAGCCGGCAGUGCUCAAAUUUCCCUCGUUUCCCGCUCUAUUGCCCUUUGUCCCAAGUCCUGUUUGGGCCUCUCAUGGAAAUCAGCGGCGUGACGUUCGGAGUGCAGGACUUCCGGCAGCAGGGGCGCACGCGCGAGGAGUACCACCGCCUGCUCUCGUCCCAGGCGGGCGACACGCGGAACCGAAUCUUCAACGUAGAUUCGGGCGCGAGCACCUUCAACAUGAACUCGCGCGCACGGAGCCUCGGGCUCCCAGGUGCACACCCAAAGGGCGAGCAUCCGCGGACAAGGUCAUUUGUGUCAUCGAGCCUUACCAACGGAGACUGCUUGGCCGAAAAGCUGCGCUGGAGGCUUCUGCUUCGAGUGGCAGGAACGUCGUCGGCCACGUGAGCAUCAAGGACGGCAGGGUGUACCAGGGCACGCGGGCCAGCUUCUCGCGGCUCGCCUGGAAAGAGUCGGGCCCCAGGGCGCGCGCGCCCGUGCAGCCCAAGAAGGCGUAGCACGGCGAGCUCCGUAGCCAUUUUGGCUCAAGCCACUCAAGCUCAGGGCGGCAUAUCAGAGGCUCACGCGCCAGCUUGUGCCCACGGCCGCGGCUUUUCUGGUGAACCCGAAGGUUGCCCUGUCCUCGAGCUCGGCCCGUCCGCAAAGCCAUGCCCGCGGACGUUAGCCACCCCCAGCUGACCCGGCUCCCCUGCGAGAGCGGGCCUUCCGACCAGGAGGAGGGCGCCGCUGCCGGCGGCGCCGCCGCGCGCGCGCCCGCGGCGCGGGCGGCGGCCCCGCUGGCGGCGGUCGCGGCGGCGCUGCUGCUGCUGGUGGUGGUGGCCGGGCGCCCCGCGGGGGCCCGGGCCGGCGCCAGGAGCAAGGGAAUUGUCUCCAUGUCGUCUACGGGCGAGUGCAUUCUCUAUGGGUACUCUAUGCUCGAGCCCUACGGCACCUCGCAGGCCGAGCUUUUCGAAGCCGAACCCGGGUGGGUCUGGCUGACCAACAGCAGCACCGUCGCCGUGCAGGGACUUCUCGGCGAGUUGGAUCCCCCGAAGACAGGCGAAGCGUUGGUCCUGAAAGAGAUCACCAUCGGUGGCCCCAGCCUGUACGGAGGCGUGGUGCACAUCGCGGCCCACGAGACCAUAUGGUAUCCGCCAAGCGGUGAGAGAGUUAUCAUCCUCGCCGAGGACAUGUCGCUGUGGUCGUUGCCAGGCGUCCUCGAAACGUCGGUGGAUCACAAUGGGGAAUCGGUCCAGCCGGAUCGCGCGGAUCUCCCGAUGCAUGUGGUGCAUGCGAAGCUUGGGGGCUUCGAAAUGGAGGUCGAUCGGUGGAACGACGUCGGCACCACCGAAAAGUUCAUGAAUGUCAAGAUCGUCAAGCCCGUGGAGAGCUCAGAGACAGGCCUCUGCCCGAAUUCCGAAGGAAUAGCGGUACCAGAUGCCGAAGUGUUCGCCGUCCAUCAUAGCCCAUCACCAACGGGCGAUACUUCGGCAGGCGCACAGGCCUCGGCCCUUGUUAACUCAGGAGGCAUCCAUAUCUUCGCCAACGGCAGCAACUUCUCGACCGCCUUGGAGAUCGCCUCGAACACCUUGGAGAUCGCCUCGAACACCUCGAACGCCUCGAUCGCGUCAAUCGCAGACAAAUCAGGCACUGCAGACACGUUCCUGCAUUUCGUUUUGAUUUGGGCCAUUGCAAGUUCGGUUGUGCCGUUCAUUAUGUGAGGCGCGAGCGACGGUAGUAGUUAGAAGGAUUAGCCAUCUGUGCUCAAUAGGAGCACUUUUUGGGUAGACCCCUCGGCUUGCAAGGGGUGAACAUGGCAUGGGGACGGUCAUGGAGCGCACAGUUGAGCUGAACUUUUUUAUGUUUGAGGAUUUUCCACACUGAUCAUUUUUCUCGCGAGAGCCGUCCGGAGAGCACAAAGACAGCACGUUCAGAUUAAUGUUUGUUUCGUGCGGUUGUUCUAGUUGUGGCCAGCUUUCGCAGGAGUGAUGAAGAGGUAUGCUGGACAUUACCUUUAUCUCGCAGAUCAUCCCGACUGCGCUAUGGAACCUGCUCAGCGCCACGCAGCGUAGGUUUUCCAGGUGAUUUUUGACCAUCUGGCGCACCAUACAAAAA